AUGGAUCCCGACAGUAAACGCCGGGGCUAUAUCAACUACCCGGAGCCGAUCAAAGGCCCGGAUGUGCCCUACUUCAAUGGUCGAAAAUCCAAUCCCGCGCUUCGGGGCCCGAUCCUGGUCGUCUGCGCCUACAUCAUGGAAUGGCUCGGCUUUGUGCGCCAUUUUGUCUGGUUGAAUGCUGGCUUUGGCUCGCUCAGAAAGAUCUUUGUGGAUAUUCAAGACUACGAGCCCUUUUAUGAGCCAACUAUUGUGCCUUUGCCGGACCCCGAUGCGCCAGAAUGGACAAAAGAGAGCCGCCUUGACUUGACUUUGCCAGCAUCUCUUCCCGUCCCGGCCGCAGACAAGUACCCGUCUACAAGAUACUACACGGCGGAGGACUACCACAAUCUCUACCUCUCUGGAAAGCUGACUCCGACAGACGUGGCUCGGAGCCUGUUGCCACUGAUUCGUAAAAAGGGAAGUUCUGCCGGCGAGGAGCCUGGACCGCACCAGGUUGCCUUUUUCCAAUCGAGAGAGGAGCUCGUUCUCAAGGCUGCCGAAGCCUCCACGCUCCGGUACCGCAAGAAGAAGUCCCUCGGCCCUCUCGACGGCGUGCCGACCGCCGUCAAGAACGAGUACGAUAUGGAUGGGUACAAAUCGUGCCUCGGUUCCGUCAACGACUACACGAGCGACCAAUUCGAAGACGGAAGUAUUGAUUGUUGGUCGGUCCGCAAGCUAAAAGAGGCCGGCUGUGUCAUUAUCGGGUCUCUGCACAUGGUCGAGUUUGGGCUGGACACACCAGGUAACAACACCAACUACGGCACACCACCGAAUCCUUACAACCCCAAGUACUACACUGGCGGCAGUUCGUCUGGCUGUGGAUAUGCCGUAGCGUCCGGUCUCAUCCCCUUCGCCCUCGGCAGUGACGGCGGCGGAAGCGUCCGGAUUCCAGCCUCUUUCUGCUCUGUGUACGGUCUCAAGCCGACCCACGGUCGCCUAUCCUUCAAACCUGGUCAGAAUCACUGCAUGACGUGCGCGUGUCUUGGUCCCCUCGCCGGAGAUUUGAGAACACUGGCGACUGUUUAUUCUGUCCUCGGCCAGCCACACCCUACGUCCAUUUUUCCACCGGUGCCACCGCCAUCUGUUCUUCUCGACCGUGCCCAACCGUCAUAUCCCUCUUCGCUAUCGGUCACGCAUUCUUCCGCGACUUCGCAGCGCACUUUGGGCAUUCCUCGCGCAUGGUUCGAGCGUGCCGAUUCUGUUGUGCGCGAACUUUGUCUGAGCUACAUUGACCGCUUGGUCCGGGAGCACGGCUACGAGACAGUGGACAUUGAGAUCCCGUACCUUGUCGAGGGUCAAACAGCGCACGCCUUAACUGUGCUGACUGACGCUGCCGGCCUUUUGCCGGAGUACGGCAACUUGACCAUGGCCAACCGAAUUCUCCUCGCGCUCGGCCGGACGACACCAUCCACGGACCACCUGCUUGCUCAAAAACUACGCCGCUUGCUUGCCAAUCACCUGUCCCACCUGUGGCACAAAUACCCUGGCAUGGUCAUCAUGACGCCGACGACAAGCUGCGCUGGCUGGCCAGUCCGAAACCCCAACGAAAGCCACUGGGGUAUUAGCGACGGCGACACGACAAUCCGCACCAUGGAGUAUGUCUGGCUCGCCAACUUUUGCGGUCUUCCGUCGAUUAGCUUCCCGGCCGGCUAUGCUGUUCCUGAGGGCCAGCCAAAUGCGGGUACAAUCGCCGGCCCCGACGUCGUGGGCAAGGUGCCGGUCGGUAUUAUGGCCACGAGUGAGUGGGCCACUGAGACAGACCUGCUGCGGCUCGGCUUGGAUGCCGAGGUCAUCUCGGCGGAACGCAAUGUACGGGCCCCUAACUGGGUGGACGUCAUUGGCACGGCGCAGAAAACCAAGCCCGAAGCCAGCGAGUGA
This is a messenger RNA of Sporothrix schenckii 1099-18, 1917 nucleotides long. Its product is annotated as Amidase family protein. Bases 1 to 1917 code for a protein of 638 amino acids. The transcript is spliced from 3 exons. The record is from RefSeq and is a predicted model, not a curated record. Gene Ontology annotation, molecular function: catalytic activity. Lineage: Eukaryota; Fungi; Ascomycota; Sordariomycetes; Ophiostomatales; Ophiostomataceae.